AAAGUUUUUUUUAUCCUGUUCCUUCUCAGCCAUUCAUUGAUUAUAAAGAAAAGGAAGGUCCCAGCCUGCAUUGCAGAGCCAUCAGAACAGGCAUCCUGAGCUUUGAGGGUGAGGCUGAAAGUUCUCUCCUCCUGCCUCCAAGAACCAUGGUCCCUCUGGCUAUCCUUUUCAUCCUCAUCAUUUCAGUACCUGGUUUCUGCUUUGAAUCUAAGUUUGGAACUAAAGGCCUUGGAUAUGACAUUCCAACUUCCUGCUGCCACUCUUAUACCCAUCACCGGCUCCCAUACCACCUCAUAGUAGACUUCUAUGAGACCAGCAGCCUGUGCCUCAAGCCAGCCAUCGUCUUCCUCACCAGUAAAGGUCGCCAGAUCUGUGCCAACCCCAAAUAUGAGUGGGUACAAAGGUACAUCUUACUUCUGAAACAGAAAAUAAGGACUGAAUAAUGCUACUCCUACCUGGAACAUCUCUACAAAAGCACUCAACUUUCUCUACCUAAAAAAUAAAAAUGAUUUCUAAAAAUAAA
Messenger RNA from Monodelphis domestica (gray short-tailed opossum), 523 nucleotides. Its product is annotated as C-C motif chemokine 4-like. Gene Ontology annotation, biological process: chemokine-mediated signaling pathway; eosinophil chemotaxis; inflammatory response. Gene Ontology annotation, molecular function: CCR chemokine receptor binding; chemokine activity. Lineage: Eukaryota; Metazoa; Chordata; Mammalia; Didelphimorphia; Didelphidae. The record is from RefSeq and is a predicted model, not a curated record. Gene Ontology annotation, cellular component: extracellular region.